AGUGACUCCAAGAGCGAAUAAAUCUGUUAUUCUAAACCUUUACAGAGCUAAGAAUUGGAGGAUAUUUUCACACUUUCCGCUGAUAACAAUCCGGAUGGUCCUUUUCCUCUUUGGCCUGCAGGACACGCAGAUGUGCUCACCCAAAAGCAGCAAUGGACCAGUUCACUGGCUUGACAGUAAGAGAAACAGUGGAGCAGGUCGCCACCUUGCUAAGCUGCCCUCCAUCCUCUGAGUGGGUGGCGGCGUUCUUGGACGACCAUGACGAGUUAAGACACCUCAGGGAGAACUUUCUGGUGCCCAAAAUAGCAGAUUUACCUCUCUCGGACAUGUCGCUGGUAGAUGGCACCAAAGACAGCAUCUACCUGGUGGGCAACUCGCUGGGCCUGCAGCCCAAAAUGGUCAAGAAGUACCUGGAGGAGGAGCUGGACAAGUGGGCCAAAACGGGCGUGCACGGCCAUAUGGAGGGCACACGACCUUGGGCCUGGGCUGAGAACAACCUGGAGGAGCUCAUGGCAAGAGUUGUCGGAGCGCAUCCGGAAGAGGUGGCUCUGAUGAACGGGUUGACGGUCAAUUUACACCUGCUGAUGCUUUCCUUCUACCAACCCACGGCUGCACGGCACAAGAUAGUUCUGGAAGACAAAGCCUUCCCUUCGGAUCACUACGCGGUCGAGUCUCAGAUCCGACUACGAGGAUUUGACCCCGAGCAGAGCAUGUUGCUGCUUAAACCCAGACCAGGGGAGGAGACUCUGCGAACAGAGGACAUCCUGGAUGUGAUCGAGAAAGAGAGUGCGUCCGUGGCUUUAGUGAUGCUUAGUGGAGUUCAGUACUACACUGGUCAGCUCUUCAACAUGGCCGCCAUCACCAAGGCCGCCCAGAACAAGGGCUGCUUGGUGGGCUUCGACUUGGCUCACGCAGCAGGAAACGUUGAGCUGAAGCUGCACGAUUGGGGAGUGGACUUUGCUUGCUGGUGCUCUUACAAGUAUUUGAACUCAGGUUGUGGUGGGAUUGCGGGAGCAUUCAUCCAUGAGAAAAAUCAAUACAUUAUCCAACCUGCGCUGACAGGGUGGUGGGGUCAUGACUUGAGAACUCGUUUCCAAAUGAACAAUGUGUUGGAGCUGCAGCCUGGAGUGAAAGGCUUCAGACUGUCCAACCAGCCCGUUCUUCUUGUGUGCCCCCUGCAGGCCAGUUUGGAGGUUUUCAACAUGACCAGCAUGCAGGUGCUACGCAGGAAGUCCGUGCUGCUAACAGGCUACUUAGAGUACCUAAUUGCCCACUACUAUAGCGAGGAUCCCUCCCACCCUUGCAAACCUCAUGUGCGCAUCAUCACGCCCUCUGACCCACAGCAGAGAGGUUGCCAGCUGUCACUCUGCUUCUCCAUGCCCAUCGAGAAAGUCUUCCAGGAGUUGGAGAAGAGGGGUGUGGUUGUCACUGAUGGUGUAAUGGUCCAUUCGCUUGAUUUCGGUGCAGGCAGCGUGGGUUCAGUGACGGUGUGAAUGUGAGUGCGAAUGGUUGUCCGUGUCUACAUGUGCCCUGUGACUGAGUGGCGACCAGUUCAAGGUGUAGUCCACCUUUCACCUGAAGUUACCUAGGAUAGGCCUCAGUGCCCCGUGACCCUGAACAAGAUAAGCAGUAUUGAGAAUGGAUGAAUAGAUUCUUUAACAUACUAGUAGAGGGAGCUACCAUCUCUAAUUGUAUGCAUGCUAAACUUUGAG
This is a messenger RNA of Phycodurus eques (leafy seadragon), 1712 nucleotides long. It is a transcript of the gene kynu, whose product is annotated as kynureninase. The coding region runs from base 153 to 1493 and encodes 446 amino acids. The record is from RefSeq and is a predicted model, not a curated record. Lineage: Eukaryota; Metazoa; Chordata; Actinopteri; Syngnathiformes; Syngnathidae. The transcript has 15 exons. Gene Ontology annotation, cellular component: cytoplasm. Gene Ontology annotation, biological process: NAD+ biosynthetic process. Gene Ontology annotation, molecular function: pyridoxal phosphate binding; kynureninase activity.